CUCAUGGAUCCGCUCCCUCCUUUCACAAACACGGAAGCAGCAUGGCGUCCAACAGCAGCGGCGGCAGCUCCGACAGGCAGCGGAUUGCACAGCAAAGACUGAGGAUAAUUGCCGGGCAUUUACAGAGACCGGUGGACGGUGACUCGGCCAUCCUAGCCGCGGAGUGCAAAGCCCAGGGGAGUCAGCCAGAUGCUUCCAGUGAGGAGAAGACGGUGCCGAGGAGGAGGCAGGAGAUUAUGAAAUGGAAUGGUUGGGGAUACAGCGAUUCAAGAUUCCUCUUCAAUAAGAAAGGUCAAGCAGAAUUUACUGGCAAAAGGUAUAGACUAAGUGGUAUGAUCAUCCCUGGUCUGAAAGAUUGGUUUGAAAGCACCUUUGGAGCCAGUCUGCAGCAUAAAACCCCAGCAACACCCAUUCUGAAUAGCAGUGCUGUACAUCCUCCCACUCUUAACGAGACCUUCAUUGAGGAACUGAAAUCCACAGGUAUUCCUUUCUCUCAUGAUGCAGAGGACCGGGUGUUUCGUGCCCACGGCCAUUGCUUACACGAGAUCUUUGCCCUCCGAGAAGGGAGAUUUGGUCGUGUUCCAGAUAUGGUGCUAUGGCCAAACUGCCACAAUGAUGUAGUGAAAAUUGUGGAACUCGCAUCCAAACAUAAUGUCUGUUUGAUACCAUAUGGAGGAGGGACUAGUGUCUCCAGUGCUCUCGAGUGCCCCAAAGAGGAAACUCGCUCCAUUGUCUCCCUGGAUACCUCACAGAUGAACCGCAUUCUGUGGAUUGACGAGAAAAAUUUAACUGCCCAUGUGGAAGCUGGCAUCGUUGGUCAGGACCUGGAGAGAUUGCUUAAUGAGAGUGGCUACUGUACAGGGCACGAGCCUGACUCCAUGGAGUUCAGCUCCCUGGGGGGCUGGGUAGCAACCAGAGCAUCAGGCAUGAAGAAGAACAUCUACGGCAACAUUGAGGACCUGAUCAUCCACGUAAAGAUGGUGACCCCUCGAGGUGUCAUUGAAAAGAGUUGUCAGGGCCCACGCAUGUCCACGGGCCCAGAUAUUCACCACUUCAUCAUGGGCUCAGAAGGAACCCUGGGUGUGGUUACUGAGGUAACGAUGAAGAUUCGUCCCAUGCCGGAGUAUCAGAAAUAUGGCUCGGUUGUUUUCCCUAAUUUUGAGCAGGGAGUUGCUUGUCUUCGAGAAGUUGCCAGACAGAGGUGUGCUCCAGCAUCUAUACGACUCAUGGAUAAUGAACAGUUUAAAUUUGGUCAUGCCCUGAAGCCUCAAGUGUCUUCAAUUUUCACAUCUUUUUUGGACGGGUUGAAGAAAUUUUACAUCACCAAGUUCAAAGGGUUCGACCCCAACCGCUUGUGUGUGGCCACCCUGCUGUUCGAGGGAGACCGUGAGAAGGUUCUGCAGCAUGAGAAACAAGUUUAUGACAUUGCUGCAAAAUUUGGGGGCCUGGCAGCUGGAGAGGACAAUGGGCAAAGGGGCUACAUGUUGACCUUCGUCAUCGCUUACCUCCGGGACUUGGGGAUGGACUACUAUGUGAUCGGGGAGUCCUUUGAAACCUCUGUGCCUUGGGACAGGGUGUUGGACAUUUGCCGGAAUGUAAAGGCGCGCAUCGUUCGAGAGUGUAAAGAGAAAGGAGUGCAGUUUCCACCUUUAUCCACAUGCAGGGUGACUCAGACGUACGACGCUGGUGCCUGUGUCUACUUUUACUUUGCCUUCAACUACAGGGGACUCAGUGAUCCAGUACAUGUGUAUGAACAAGUGGAGCAUGCAGCUAGAGAAGAAAUCCUUGCCAAUGGAGGAAGCUUGUCACAUCACCAUGGAGUGGGGAAACUUCGGAAGGAGUGGAUGAGAGAGACCGUCUCCAAUGUCGGCAUGGGGAUGCUCAAGUCUGUCAAAGACUACGUGGACCCCAAUAACAUCUUCGGCAACAGGAACCUCCUCUAAUAUCCCGCUCCUCUCCAUCUGUAUCUCACCUUUUUCUAAAAGCAUCUUGUGCGUUUUGGAUUAAUAGAUACUAAAAGUGAAUUUAAAAUGGACAGAGAUCUUGUCUUUUUCAUCAUUAGUGUCAUUCAGUGCCAUUUACUGAUUCACCCAAACCUUUUUCUUUUACAUUAUAUUGCACUUAAUAUGCUGUAACAAUCUUUGUCGUUCAUGUUGAAGCUCAUUUCUGCUGUUGUGUCGUGGCCUCAGCUUGUUGGAGCGGCGGCCACGAUGCAUCCUGACAUGAUGCAACAAAACCUUGAUUUUUUUUUUUUUUGUCAUAUUUGCUUUUGUUUAACCUCUUCCUAAAAAUCCUUGCCAACAUAGUUUACCCUUAAAUUUGUUUUUAUUUUCCUCUUGUGUGUGCGCGCGUGUGUGCGCAUGUGUGUGCGUGUGUCUGUGUGUGUGUGUGUGCGUGUGUCUGUGUGUGUGUGUGUGUGUGUCUGUGUGUGGGGCUCUUCUUUAGUGGUAAGUUCUAGAUGAAUGCGCUCUCUAAAGCCCUGUGCCUUUCUAAAGCUUUUGUCUGCCUUCCUCUUCUCCUACUGCACACUCUGCUGGUGUACAGUGAGUCCCUUUGUGAAGCAAAACAGACUUGGACAUGAUGGUGUCAGUGUCUCCUGUUUGUCUUUUUCAUGCCCUCAUGCCUUUUGUUGUAUUGACCUAUUGCCAUAAGAGACUUUCUCGUCUACGUGUGCGUGUUCCUCUGCUGACCAACUUGUUCCACUAAAAACUCCACACCUACAGCCCCACCAAAAAGUAAUAACCCUUAGAAUUACAGUAUGAUUACAAAGAGAGAUAAUCCUUGUGUGUUUAGUUUUUGUACUGAAAUGGUUUUCCUUGCAUGGUUUGUUACUGAGAAAGUGACGUGGGAAAAAAAAGCCAUCGCGUUUUUUCGAUCAUGCCUGCUUCAGUUUGACUGUUUUUGCAAUUUAAGGCCUCUGGAUCCCGGUGCUCACGUUGUACCAAAGACUCAACACAUCAGACCAUAUAAACAUUACUAUAAACAUCUGUCUGAUUGUGUAACCGCCACCUUCACAUACAUUCAAAUCAUGCACAGCUAAAGUAGAUUUUUUUUUUUAAUCCACAUAUGCAAAGACGACCCUUCUGAGAGAUAUGAAAUGUCGAUAUUUGUGACUGUUACAUGUGCUAAAACUUUCUAUUAAACUCUACUACAUCAUGUUUCCUAUGUUAAAGACACUGUAUUGAAUUGUUUCUGCUCCAUAUAAUUGGUUGUUCUUUGUUGUUAAUUGUUAUUGUAUCUAUAUUAUGUAAGAGGUUUCUGGAAUGGAUACUGUAAUGUACUACAAUUUGAUACCAGACUUGUAUCAUUUAACUACUCGUUUUGAAGCCAAGUUUAGCUUUAAGAGAGCUGUCUGCUUUUUUUUCCUUCUGAUCUGUGCUUCGCAUUUUUCACAUUUUCCUGGACCACCAUGUCCUUUUAAUUCUUAAUAUUCCCCCAAAGAAACAGAUUUGUUUGGGAUCCACUCACCAUCUGAUAUUUAACCUUCCGUGUCAAAAAUGUGUGAGAGCUUUUGAAUGUUAUGGACGUACCUGUUUUUUUUUUUUUUGUUGUUGUUAUUUUCCACUUCUCUUAACAAUGUAGUAACAUCCAAGUACAUUUUGUCAACGCUGUUUGUGCAAUAAAUUGAACUAAAACAUCCCA
Seriola dumerili (greater amberjack) is the source of this 3642-nucleotide messenger RNA. It is a transcript of the gene agps, whose product is annotated as alkylglycerone phosphate synthase. NCBI's taxonomy places the organism in Eukaryota, Metazoa, Chordata, Actinopteri, Carangiformes, Carangidae. Bases 42 to 1943 code for a protein of 633 amino acids. Gene Ontology annotation, biological process: lipid biosynthetic process. Gene Ontology annotation, molecular function: alkylglycerone-phosphate synthase activity; FAD binding. The transcript is spliced from 20 exons. The record is from RefSeq and is a predicted model, not a curated record.